Messenger RNA from Acanthosepion pharaonis, 1092 nucleotides. Lineage: Eukaryota; Metazoa; Mollusca; Cephalopoda; Sepiida; Sepiidae. The record is from the annotation of a GenBank genome assembly.
AUGGAACCUUGGAGAUUAUUGCCAGUUGCAGGUGAAAAUUGCUCAACUUCUCAGGAGGAGCUUCUGGCUGAUAAGCCAGUGGAAGAAUUGGAAUCUCUUGAAAAUGAAGACGAUAUUCCAGUUGAUGAAGAGACUUCAGAAAAGGCAAAUCAGGCCAAGUUACUGAAAAAUCUGAUGACAGUUUUGAAAGUCAGAGCCAAAGAAGGAAAUAUUAAAGCUCAUUUUCUUUUAGGACAACUUUACUUUGAGCAAGAACUCUACAAGGAAGCAAAGGAAUACUUUGAGAAAGUAGAGAACCAUGAUUUGCAGGGACUUUACCAAUUGGGUGUCAUGUAUUAUGAUGGCUUAGGAAUAACACCUCACCCUAUAUUUUUUUCGCAACAUAAGAAUAAAGGAUUUAAAUGUCUGAUUAAAGUUGCCAGUAGCAAAUCCAAUGUGCACAAACAUUUGAUUCAUGUUGCACAGUACUGCAUUGGGUUAGCAUAUUUUCAAGGUUUUGGCAUUCAACAGUCAUAUGAAGAUGCAGAAAGAUGGUGGCUCCUGGCAGCAGACAAUGGUCACCCCCAGGCUUGUGUGAAGGCCCAGUCAAUGUUGGGAAUGUUUUAUUCUGUACCUGACUACCAGAAUUUCGAGCGGGCCUUUUUCUGGCACACCGAAGCUUGUGGCAACGGUAACCUCGAAUCACAAGGAGCUCUUGGAGUGAUGUACAAAUUUGGCAUUGGGGUGCAUAAAAACAAAGAAUCUGCCUUUAUUUGCCUAAAAGAAGCUGCUAAUCGAGGGAAUGUCUAUGCAAUGGGAAUUCUUGUCUGUCAUUAUUAUGACUGCAAAAUGUUUACAAAUGCUGUCCACUUAGGAUCCAAGGUAAAUGAAAUCACUGAUUUUGAGAAAGUGGCCCAGGACACAGAUUGUCUGUAUCGAUUCAUUCUAAAGGGCGUGUCAGUGGCUAUCUUUUACCUGGGAAGGUGUUUCGAACGUGGAGCUGGAAUAAGAAAAAGCCUCGAAAAUGCACAAAAAUGUUAUCUAAAGAGCUUCAAUGUUGAACCCCAAAUAUACUGUGAUCUUGUCUACCGAAAACAUCAUUUGAAUUUAUGA